Molecule: messenger RNA, 2133 nt
Organism: Anopheles arabiensis
Lineage: Eukaryota; Metazoa; Arthropoda; Insecta; Diptera; Culicidae
Gene: csul
Product: protein arginine N-methyltransferase 5
Exons: 1
Coding region: 90-1979 (629 amino acids)
Biological process (GO): regulation of DNA-templated transcription; peptidyl-arginine N-methylation
Cellular component (GO): nucleus; cytosol
Source: RefSeq, a predicted model, not a curated record
AUUUUAACGCACGUGAAAAGCUGCGAAAAGCCGGUGUCUGGUCGCUUUAAAAUUUACCCUUUUCCGACAAAUUGCUUCGCUCGUACCCGAUGGCGAUGGAUCAAAAGGUGAACAUUUCCGUAUCUCUCUACCUCGACACGGCCGGCAACCUGUCCAAGGAGAUCGACAGCGCGUCGAAAGCGAACUGCAGCUCCGUCACCGUGCCCAUCGUGCACUGGAACUACAAUCGGGAGUUUGUGCGGGAACCGCUUCGCUCCAAGCACGGUCCCUUCACGCGCUCCGAUCUGUUGCUGUCCUCUACGCAAUGGUUAAACCGUGUGAUUUGUCGGAUCGGCGACAAUCUCGACCUGGACUCACCGGUCGACCACAUACAGCGGCAGGCGGAGCGUACCAUCCGGCAGGAGAUGUCCUUUGCCGAGCAUCUGGUGCAGAAUGGGUACCUUUACACGAAGCUGUCGAGCACGAACUGUGCCAACUUUGCCCGCACGGUUGGCUGUACCAUGUUCAAGGGAACGCUGCUGGUGGAAGUGCCCAUCACGAACCCGAAACUCACACAGUACGGUUGGCGGCGUGACGUGGCGGAGGAUGCGGACGCGACGGUGGAGAGCCCAUGGUGCUGGUGGAACACCUUCCGGUGCCAUGCGGACUACAAUCCGACCGUAAAGGUGGCCCUGGAGCUGACGGCGGACGUGCCGAAGCAGGAGGAAAUCUUCCGCUGGCUGGGUGAACCGGUCGAUGCGAUCGUACUGCCGGCUAACAUUUUCCUCACCAAUGCCAAAAACUAUCCCGUCCUUUCGAAGGCUCACCAGUCGAUGUUGAAUCUCUUCUACCGGACGUUUAGCUGCCAUUUCAUACUGAAGGCGAACCCGUCGGAUGGCCAUCUGGCGCAUUACGUGGACUAUAUCAAGUACACGAUACAGCACAACUACGUCAAGAAUCCGCUGCACGGGUACGAAGAUUUGCUCCAGAUCCCGCUGCAACCGCUGUACGACAAUCUGGACAGCUUCACGUACGAAGUGUUCGAGAAGGAUCCGGUCAAGUACAUUUACUACCAGAACGCCAUCGAACAGGCGCUGUUGGAUCGGGUGCCGGAGGCGGAUCGUGCCACAGCCACCACCAUCAUUAUGGUCGUUGGCGGUGGGCGGGGACCGUUGGUGCGUGCCGCACUAAACGCUUCGCAAACCACCAACUGCAAGGUGAAGGUGUACGUGAUAGAGAAAAACCCGAACGCGAUCGUGACGCUGACGGCGCACAUUAACGAGCUGUGGCGCGAUCGGAACGUGGAGCUCAUCUCGACGGAUAUGCGCGAGUUUAACCCACCGGAAAAGGCCGACAUACUAGUGUCGGAGCUGUUGGGCUCGUUCGGCGACAAUGAACUGUCGCCGGAGUGUUUGGAUGGGGCGCAGAAGCACCUGAAGGACAGCGGGAUCAGCAUACCGUGCAAAUCGACCUCGUACAUUAACCCGUGCUUCGGCUCGAAGGUGUUCAAUCAGGUGCGGCUGCUCGAGCGCAGUCCCCACUGGAAGGAUCGGGUCAUCUCCUCCCGCCACAUGGAGCAAGCGUACGUGGCGUAUCAGAAGAAUGCUUACCACAUCGACAACCCUCAGCCGCUGUUUGAGUUCGUGCACCCGAACAGGGAGAGUGACGAUCCGAUCGAUAACAACCGGUACAAGACGGUUCGGUUCCGUGCCGCGCUGGACUGUGUGAUGAAUGGGUUCACCGGGUACUUCGACACGGUACUGUACAAGGACAUUACGCUCAGCAUACAUCCGUUUACGCACACGAAGGGAUUGGCGUCCUGGUUUUCGAUGUUUAUCCCGCUGACGGAUCCGGUGCAGCUGCGCAAGGGUGACGAAAUUACGGUACACUUCUGGCGGUGCGUUGCCUCGCACAAGGUGUGGUACGAGUGGAGCCUUAGCGCGCCGGUGGUGACGCACGUGCACAACAUCGACGGACGGGGGCAACCGAUAUGGCAGUAGAUGGACGAUAUUUACCUCAAACAAGACAGUUACAAUCAAUCAAGACAGUGACGGGUGUUUCUUUUUACACGUUUUUUUGUUUCUAAAACUUCAAAGAAGUAAUACAAACUCUUGUUCUUAUAAAUGUAAUAAAUAUGACAUAAUUCAUGAUUAA